UAAAAAUCAACUGACAAAGGAGAGCGCACUUCAUGCGGGAGUAUAACUUUUUGUAGAGAGUAAUCAUUUGAGAAAAUAUUCAACUACUGAAGCUGAGCUCCCAAUCAAACCCCUCGUGCUCUCUCGCUGUUGAUGCUGUUUUUUCGAUCUUGUGAAAAAUGAAAAGUUUGGCGAGUGCUGUUGGUGCUAAGACGGCGAGGGCCUGCGACAGCUGCGUGAAGAGGCGGGCACGGUGGUACUGCGCCGCCGACGAUGCUUUCCUAUGCCAAUCUUGCGACACUUUGGUCCACUCAGCGAAUCUUCUCGCUCGCCGGCACGAGAGAGUUCUUUUGAAGUCUGCCUCAAAGCAUAGCAACCACAACCACAACCACUCACCUUCUUCUCCUCCGCAUGAGGCUGCAACGUGGCAUCACGGGUUCACUCGUAAACCUCGUACUCCACGUGGCUCUGGUAAGAAGAAUAAUUUGUCGAUAUUUCAUGAUUUGGUCCCCGAGAUUAGUGUUGAGGACCAGACCGAGAGCUGUGAGCGCGAAGAACAGCUGAUCUGUCAAGUGCCGGUUCUUGAUCCAACGGUGGCUGAGCAAAUCUUAAACGACGUCGUUGAGGCCAAGAUCGAGUUUCCUAUAAUGAGAAGUGGUGUAAUGAUGGAUGAUCAGGAGGACGAAGACAACGACGAGAGUUGUUUAAAUGGUUUUUUCCCCACCGACAUGGAGCUCGAAGAGUACGCUGCUGACGUGGAGAGUCUACUCGGUCGUGGGCUAGACACAGAGUCUUAUGCCAUGGAGGAACUAGGGUUAUCUAAAACAGAAAUGUUUAAAAUAGAAAAAGAGGAGGAAACUAAAGAUAUGAACAUUGGAAUAUGCGAUGAAGACCGAGAUAGAACGAUGCCGUUUGAGCUGAGCUUUGAUUACGAGUCACACAACACAUACGAAGAAGAGGCGUUAAAGAAUGUUGAAAGUAGUGGUGAAUGUAUUAAGGUGAAGGAGGAAGAGCAAAAGAAUGUUCUGAUGCUGAGAUUAAACUACGAGUCGGUGAUAUCAACUUGGGGAGGCCAAGGUCCACCGUGGACAUCAGGAGAGCCACCAGAACGUGACAUAGACAUCAGCGGUUGGCCAGUUGUUUCCAUGGGGGGAAAUGUUAGAGAAAGUCAGCAGAAGCAUCACGUUGGUGGAUGUUUACCCUCGAGUGGGUUUGGGGAUGGAGGAAGAGAAGCUAGAGUCUCGAGGUACAGGGAGAAGAGGAGGACGAGAUUGUUUUCGAAGAAGAUAAGGUACGAAGUACGUAAACUGAAUGCAGAGAAAAGACCUCGAAUGAAAGGAAGAUUCGUUAAGAGAGCUUCCCUUGCUGUUUCUGCUAUGAACUCACCAUUAGGUGUGAAUUACUGAAUAUUCCUGUUAUAUCUCACUUUAGCUUUUCUUAAAAAAGAAACUGAAGUUUUUGUAAGUUUUUUUUCUUCUGCAACGACAGAAGUUUCUUUUUUCUUUUUGCACUUAAUUGUGCUUUCUGGACUUGGUAUGUGCACAGGAAAACCAAUAAUGUGACUUUCUUGUCUGGAUAGAGCUGAUGUAUAAAUUAUCUGGUAAUAAUAAUGUGACAAGUCAUUUUUAUUGUUA
This is a messenger RNA of Brassica oleracea var. oleracea, 1613 nucleotides long. RefSeq names its product zinc finger protein CONSTANS-LIKE 16-like. Gene Ontology annotation, molecular function: zinc ion binding; protein binding. The record is from RefSeq and is a predicted model, not a curated record. The transcript has 2 exons. The coding region runs from base 159 to 1385 and encodes 408 amino acids. Lineage: Eukaryota; Viridiplantae; Streptophyta; Magnoliopsida; Brassicales; Brassicaceae. Gene Ontology annotation, cellular component: nucleus. Gene Ontology annotation, biological process: regulation of DNA-templated transcription.